Ceraceosorus bombacis is the source of this 2741-nucleotide messenger RNA. Lineage: Eukaryota; Fungi; Basidiomycota; Exobasidiomycetes; Ceraceosorales; Ceraceosoraceae. The record is from the annotation of a GenBank genome assembly.
AUGAGGGCCCUCGUCAUCAAGGCCCCAUACCAGGUGGCGGUGGAGGACAGACCAAUCCCGGUGCCAGAAGCUGAAGAGGUGGUGGUCAAGGUGGAAGCUGCUGCGCUUUGCGGUAGCGAUCUGCACAUUUGUGAGUUUCGAGCAAGGCUUCGCGUGAUGCUGGAUUGCAGCCAGUAAGGCAAAGGUGCAAACAUGCGUUUGAUACUCGGCUGACUCGAGCGUCAUCUUUGCAUGCGCGUCUUGGCCCAUCAUGCUGCCUUGCGCUGCCUUGAUCCUCAGACAGAGGCCAGUGAGUGAAGCAAAGGAGCAUGUCGUCAGCUUUGCCUUGGCAAGCAUCAGGUCAAAGGCUGACAUUCGUGUGGCCGCGCCUCCUCCCUCCCGCUCUUUGAUCGCAGUCAGCCCGUGGCCAAGUACGACUUUGUGCUAGGACACGAGCUGACAGGUGUGAUUCACUCUGUAGGCUCGUCCAUACAAAACUUCAAAAUCGGUCAAAAGGUGGUGUCGCCUUUUACAAUCAAUUGCGGAUCCUGCUUUUUUUGCGAGAGAAAGCAGACGGCGAGAUGCGUCAAGAGCAGAGUGUACGGAAGCAACGCGAUGGAAGGCGUUCAGGCUGAAUAUGCCAGGAUCCCAUUGGCGGACACUACGCUGUUUCCUGCUCCUGCUGGUGUCAGCGAACAGGUGCUCAUCCUCAUGGCCGAUGUGAGUCCGAGUCACAGUAUUCGCGCACGCGCUUUCAUUGCGCUGCUGCGUAUAUAGCGCGCGCACAUGUCUCAACGGCAUGACACGUAUAUAUGGCGCGACUAAAUUGCUGUGAGACGGCAUGUUUCAAGCGCGGGCUGAACCUCUUCGAGCAUCGUCACGCAUAUCGACACAUCAGAUCUUUCCCACCGGUGAGCGCGAACAAAGACCAGAUCUUCACUCAAUCGACGACCCAUAGUGUUCAAGACUGACACGCUUUGCCUUGUUCUUGCAGGCUUCUUUGUCGCUCAAAAUGCAGCUAAAAUGCUCGGAGAGGCGGAGCGCAAGGACACGACUGCCGUGGUGAUCGGUUGCGGACCAGUGGGCUUGUGCGCCGUCACAGCAGCCAAGCAUUUCUUCGACGUGCGUCAUAUGCAACUCGUGACUCGGUCAUUGCGUUCGCUCGAUCACGCUCUGACACCGCUCUCGUCGCGUCGCUUCGCAGCACGUCUACGCCAUCGAUAGCGUGCCUGCUCGGCUAGACCAAGCAGCUAAGCACGGAGCCACACCUCUACACCUCCACUCUUCCGAUCCCGACGUUACGAGUCGCAUCAAGCAAGCGACGGGUGGUAGAGGCGCAGAUGUGGUGCUGGAAGUGGUCGGCAACCCUUCUGCACUGGAUCUGGCCAUUGGGCUGGUCAGAAACUUUGGAGUGAUCAGCAGUUGCGGUCUGCACACCCACGAAUUGAAGUUGAAGGGACUGGAUCUGUAUAGUGAGUGUGGUCACGAGUGAUGCGCUCAGUACCGUCACCUGGAGUCCGUGUACUCAGGUCUUUGAACUCGCCUUUUUCCAUGUGCUUGUCUUGCCUUGCAACGUCAGACAAGGUGAGUCGGCCUUGCUGUGAAGCUGAGCAAGCUUCACCCGUGGGCUGAAGACGCUCUGUCUGGUUUUGUGGACGUCAGAACAUUCGCUUCCAAUUCGGACGUUGUUCAGUCCGCGCCAUUUUUCCGGAAGCUCUCGAGCUGCUGAAGAAGAAUGCUGAUCUGUGAGUGCCGCAGAAACCUAGCGCGAGGCCCUUCUGUAUUGCUUGGGAAUGCCUGUUUCGACUCAUAGAUUUCUUGCCCUCUUUCGAGCCAUCUAGCUUCGAGUCGUUUGUGGAGAACACAGUGUCGAUCGAGGAGGCUCCAAAGUGGUAUGAGCUUUUUGAGCAGCAAAAGGUACGUGUCAUGCGGUUGCUAUUCAUUUUCAGCCCACAUUGGCCACGUCUCCAUUUAAUGUGACUUGCCGCAAAAUCUGACCCACCCCUGUUCGCUGAUCCAGUGCCUCAAGACUGUGUUCACCUUCGGAAGCCCGUCAGCCGGAUCUGGCGAAGCUGCCACUGCGGCCACGGCUCGUACAGAGCAAAGCGCAGCAGAAUCGUCUGCAGCUGCCGGAACGCCAGCAGCAAAGGAGUCGCCGGAACACCCUGUUCAACGAUCCGAUUGGUUCCAAGCUUAUGCCCCUCCCAAAGCGCGAAGCGAGCAUCCUUUGCGUACUGUGUCAGCUGAAGAGCUCAAGGACGUGUUGCAAAAGCAGGAAACGGCUCAUGGACACGCAGCUCAAAAGGCGCUGGUCAUUGACGUAAGAAGAUCUGACUGCGAGGUGAGUGCAGCGAAUGUGACACCUGAAGUCGUUUGUGUUCGUAUCGAGUCGGCACUCAGCUGACUGCAUACUACUCGGCGGUCUUUGUUCACGUUCACAGUCCUUGAUCCCCACCGCAAUCAACCUGCCAGCUCAGACUUUACCGCUCUCGCUGCCAUCCCUCCUCUUGCACCUCUCCUCUGUCCCACUGGUCGUCUUCCACUGCAAAGCUUGCUCGUCGCCAACGAGCAGGGGCGUGCGUUCGGCCGGAUGGUACGCCGAUGCGCUGCAGAACAAAUUGGGAUUGACGGACGAGCAAACGGCGCAGAGAGUGGCUGUGCUCCAAGGAGGCAUCGUAGCUUGGGAAGGAAAAUUCGGUACAAAGUCGCUCGACACCCGGGGGCAGCUUGCAUUGGAAGGCUGGGAAGCUAGACAGCCAUGA